CCCAGACCAACGCAGCCAAACCUUUCCUUUCACUUCCCUUCCAUCCCCAGCGAGCGAAUUCACCGAGUCAACAACGUCCGGCACCGGCAGCACCUACCCCGCCUUCUCCUCCUCCCAAGUCCCAAAACCCAGCAGGCCUCGCGCUCGCGGCGAACCCUAAUGGUGGCGCAGGGGAUCGCGGAGGCCCUGCAGGCCUACACGGGCCUCACGCCGGGGGCCGCCGCCACCAUCCUCGCCCUCAUGCUCGCGACCUACCUCCUCGUCUCCUCCCUCUUCGUCGCCCCCGCCGCCCCCUCCCCCGCGUCGCCUCCCAAGCAGCCCGAGCAGCAGCGGGAGGAGGAGAGGAAGGAGAAGGAGCAGGAGGAGGAGGAGGAGGCGCCGAUGCCCUUCGUGUUUCCGGACCCCGUGGAGGUCGGCGAGGUCACGCUCGAGCAGCUCAGGGCGUACGACGGCAAGGACCCCGCCAAGCAGAUCCUCAUCGCCAUCCGCGGCCAGGUCUACGACGUCUCGCGCGGGAGGCUCUUUUAUGGCCCUCAGGGACCAUACUCCUUGUUUGCCGGGAGGGAUGCAACCCGGGCCCUGGCAUUGAUGUCAUUUGACCCUAAUGACCUCACCGGGGAUUUGGACGGCCUAAGCCCCGAUGAGCUGGAGGUGUUGCAAGACUGGGAGGAAAAAUUCAAGGAGAGGUACCCGAGGGUGGGUCACCUUGCCCGUCAAGACGCAGCAGGCAGUGACGCCUAACUCCAUCGUCGGUUUGCUUCAUCCCCUGAUUUUCUUCUCACUGGAUCCCAGGCGGUAGAUCUGAUGCGCUCACUAGCAGGUGGCGCUGCUCGCGUCAUCGUGUGUUGUAUGUACGUGUGACUAAUGUACCUGCCCUGCCCGCUUUUAUUUUGGUGCCUAGUGGAUUAGGGGAGGUUUCGAGUGGCAGAAUAACUGUGGAGGCUUUGAGGGAACAUCCCAUGUGUAUAUCGGUGCGUGAUUUCUGUCAUGAUUUCUGGCUUUGUUGCUCGUGUAACAACGAUCCUGCUGUCAGCUAAAGCACCAUAAUUCGCCAACCCACAGCAUAGCCCGAUUACUUUU
Molecule: messenger RNA, 1080 nt
Organism: Panicum hallii
Lineage: Eukaryota; Viridiplantae; Streptophyta; Magnoliopsida; Poales; Poaceae
Product: probable steroid-binding protein 3
Exons: 2
Coding region: 160-741 (193 amino acids)
Cellular component (GO): membrane; endomembrane system
Source: RefSeq, a predicted model, not a curated record